Messenger RNA from Meyerozyma guilliermondii ATCC 6260, 906 nucleotides. RefSeq lists its product as uncharacterized. The record is from RefSeq and is a predicted model, not a curated record. The coding region runs from base 1 to 906 and encodes 301 amino acids. NCBI's taxonomy places the organism in Eukaryota, Fungi, Ascomycota, Pichiomycetes, Serinales, Debaryomycetaceae. The transcript has a single exon.
AUGUAUGAAGCAGGACUUAGUUCUGACGAGGUAGCGUUGUUUCGCCGCGAGGGGAUAAUAUGUCUUCCUGAUUUCUUAGCUCCCGAGGAAGUUCUGGCGCUUUUAAAUGAGUCUAAAGGAUUACUUUCAGAUUUUGAUGUGAGUUCCCACCCUAUGACCCAAUUCAAAGUGGGUGAAAACGACCAUAUAGGCGAUGAGUAUUUCUUCAAUUCUUCGGAUAAGAUUCUGUUUUUCUUCGAUACGGAUGCUUUUGACGAAUCUGGGGCACUCAAGUAUUCCAAAGAGCAAUCAAUCAACAAAAUAGGCCAUGGAUUGCACAUGAGAAAUCAAGUAUUUCGUAAGAUCACUAUGGACGAUAAGGUGGUGAAUGUGGCCAAGAGUUUGGGGUACAAAGAUGCCCGAGUUCUUCAGAGUAUGUGUAUCUUUAAGCAUCCCGUAGGAAGCACCAAUGAUGAAAGGGAAAACGCUGUCCCACCACAUACGGAUGCAACGUUUUUGUUCACACAACCUCAAACUGCGGUAGGAUUCUGGUACGCAUUAGAAGAUUGUACCCUUGAAAAUGGGUGUCUUUGGUACAAUCCUGGUUCACAAAACGUGUUUCCGUUGACCAAAAGGUUUGUGAAGGUUAAUGGAGGAAAGGAUGGAUGUACAAUGAUCCCAUUGGAGUAUGAUACUCAGAAUGUUCCAGAGGAUAAACCCGAGGACUACGUUCCCGUGGAGUGCAAGGCAGGUUCCUUGAUACUUAUUCACAAUUCUGUGUUGCACAAAUCCGACAAGAAUCGCAGCCACAAAUCACGAUUCGCUUAUGCAUUCCAUGUUAUAGAUGGAACUUCCAAGUUUGACGAGCUCAAUUGGCUUCAGGUCCCCGUUAGCGGCGGGUGUAAUUUUACCAAAUUGUACGAAUAG